Triplophysa rosa is the source of this 1772-nucleotide messenger RNA. RefSeq names its product family with sequence similarity 49 member A (gene cyria). Gene Ontology annotation, biological process: regulation of actin filament polymerization. The record is from RefSeq and is a predicted model, not a curated record. The transcript is spliced from 12 exons. Gene Ontology annotation, molecular function: small GTPase binding. Bases 212 to 1186 code for a protein of 324 amino acids. NCBI's taxonomy places the organism in Eukaryota, Metazoa, Chordata, Actinopteri, Cypriniformes, Nemacheilidae.
UCGCUUAGUUCACGGUCAGCUGCUGUAAUAUCCAGUACAUUUCAGAUGACUGCACUGAAACUAGAGUAGAAAAGUAGAGGUGGAGUUGCAUGAGGCUGGAGUUUGACAGAAGCAAAAGCACUGGAAAAACUACAUUUACGGAAACUACUGAAUCAAGAACAAGUGGAUGAUCUAAAAGAAAACAAACGCUCUCCUCCAGAAAAGAAACCAAAUGGGGAAUCUGUUAAAAGUGCUCACUUGCACAGAGUUUGAUCAGGGGCCAAACUUUUUCCUUGAUUUUGAAAACGCACAGCCAACGGACUGUGAGAGGGAAGUGUGGAACCAGGUGAACGCUGUCCUCCAGGAGUCAGAGAGCAUCCUGUCCGGCCUGCAGGCCUACAAGGGUGCGGGCCAGGAAAUACGAGAUGCGAUACAGAAUCCAAAUGACAUGCUCCAUCAGGAGAGGGCAUGGAACUCUGUGUGUCCCCUAGUCAUCCGCUUAAAGAAGUUCUAUACCUUUUCAUUGAAACUAGAGGCGGCGCUGCAGAGCCUUUUGUUGUCUCUCACAAGUCCACCAUUCACUCCCACUCAACACCUGGAGAGAGAACAGGCCCUCGCUAAACAGUUUGCAGAAAUCUUGCAUUUCACCCUUCGCUUUGAUGAGCUUAAGAUGAGAAUACCGGCCAUUCAGAAUGACUUCAGCUACUACAGAAGAACAAUCAGUCGAAACAGAUUAAACAACAUGAAUCUGGAUAUUGAAAAUGAAGUCAAUAAUGAAAUGGCAAACAGAAUGUCUCUGUUUUACGCUGAGGCUACGCCCAUGCUAAAGACCCUGAGCACAGCAACCACAAACUUUGUGACAGAGAACAAGACAUUACCACUUGAGAAUACCACCGAUUGUCUGAGUACCAUGGCAAGUGUAUGCAAGGUCAUGCUGGAGACACCGGAAUACACAAGCCGGUUCAACAGUGAAGACACGCUCCUCUUUUGUAUGAGGGUGAUGGUGGGGGUUAUUAUCCUGUAUGACCAUGUGCAUCCAAAUGGUGCCUUCAACAAAUCCUCGAAAAUUGAUAUGAAAGGGUGCAUUAAAGUCUUAAAAGAUCAGCCAGCGGAUAAUGUUGAAGGUCUCCUCAAUGCCCUCAAGUUCACCACAAAACAUCUGAAUGAUGAGUCCACUCCCAAAAAUAUCCGAACAAUGCUCCAGUAAUGGUUUUUAAUUGAAGCGGGUCAAUAUUCUGACCUCAUAAGAUGUAUAUGUUUACAUUUAUUUAAGGACUUGAUGUUAAUACUCUGGUGUAUUUACAUAAUCAUUCCCUCCAAAUUACUGCAAUAAAAAGAAAGCGGAGCUUUAUUCUAAACAAACUGUUGAAAAAAAGCACGAAUGAAUAAAACCAAGCAGCCUUAUGAAAAUGUAAUGAUAAUAAUAAUUUGCCAUUUCAAGUGAAUUACAGUGGUCAUGUUAACCAAAGGUUAUGAGCUACAGUGAAGUGCUAUUGGCUGAAGUGUAGUCUGUAGCAAAUGAGCAAAAAAACUUUGUUUAGAUGGUUGUGCUUUUGUACUUUGUAAUACGGUAAUGAUGAGAGAGACAGUUUAGUUAAAUGCCAUAAUGUGUAAUGUCUUGUUUUGUUUUAUUUUCAUUUUUUCACCCUAAAGGUGGAGAUGUCAGCUUUUAUUUUUGUUAUUAUAUGUGACGUGUGCUCUGUGUCUUUGCGCUUCUUUGUUUCUAACACAUUCGUUAUUCAUCAAAACAGCUUUAAAUUUUGAAAUAAAAUUGACUUUUUGAUUACAUUUGA